Messenger RNA from Phyllopteryx taeniolatus (common seadragon), 2370 nucleotides. Its product is annotated as tetraspanin-5-like. The transcript has 10 exons. Lineage: Eukaryota; Metazoa; Chordata; Actinopteri; Syngnathiformes; Syngnathidae. Bases 371 to 1246 code for a protein of 291 amino acids. Gene Ontology annotation, biological process: protein localization to plasma membrane; protein maturation; regulation of vascular endothelial growth factor signaling pathway. Gene Ontology annotation, cellular component: membrane. The record is from RefSeq and is a predicted model, not a curated record.
GUGGCCAUUGGCCAAUGAGGCGACAGCACCUGCUUGUGCGCUCCCGCCUCCCGUUGGGCGCACAAUCCCAAAGCAAAACCCCCGAACGCACCUCGGAUGUCGCGGCGACAAACGGAGGAAAUCGCUCGUCACAUUUGGAUCGCGGCGUGCAUCCGUGCCACGUGAGCGCCUCGCACGUCAGCAAAGCAGCCCGGGAACGUUUUUGGACGUCAUUUGGGCUAGCGGUCCCGGUGACGAGAUGCAUCCACGGACCGCUACUUGAACCUGCUCCACAAAGCCCGUCGAGCAGGCCCGCCCGUCCUAUUGUCCGCAAUUGUGGUUUCUUUGCGUUUUUAUUUCUUUGAGCUCCAUCGGCCGAUGAUGAGCAAACAUGUCAGGGAAGCACUACAAAGGCCACGAAGUCAGCUGCUGCAUCAAAUACUUCAUUUUUGGGUUCAACAUCCUCUUUUGGCUGCUGGGCAUGGCCUUGGUGGGAAUUGGCUUGUGGGCAUGGAGUGAGAAGGGGGUUUUGUCCAACAUUUCAUCCAUCACCGACCUGGGCGGUCUGGACCCGGUGUGGCUCUUCAUGGUGGUCGGUGGGGUCAUGUUCAUUUUGGGCUUUGCCGGAUGCAUCGGAGCGCUGCGGGAAAACACCUUCCUGCUCAAAUUUUUCUCCGUGUUCCUGGGAAUCAUCUUUUUCCUGGAGCUGACCGCCGGAAUCCUGGCUUUCGUCUUCAAGGACUGGAUUAAGGACCAGUUGAACUUGUUCAUCAACAACAACAUCCGGGCCUACCGGGACGACAUCGACCUGCAGAACCUCAUCGAUUUCACGCAGGAAUAUUGGGAGUGCUGCGGUGCUUUUGGAGCGGACGACUGGAACCUCAACAUCUACUUCAACUGCACCGACACAAACCCCAGUCGGGAAAAGUGCGGCGUCCCCUUCUCCUGCUGCACCAAGGACCCCGCCGAGGACGUAAUAAACACUCAGUGUGGAUACGACGUUCGAGCAAAAUCAGACUCGGAGCAGAAGGAUUACAUCAAUGUGAAAGGUUGCGUGCCGCAGUUUGAGAAGUGGCUGCAGGACAACCUGACCUUGGUGGCCGGGAUAUUCAUCGGCGUUGCGUUGCUCCAGAUCUUUGGAAUUUGUUUGGCGCAGAACUUGGUGAGCGACAUUGAAGCUGUGCGCGCAAGCUGGGUGCCCCCCCAACUGUCCGUCCGUCGAGCCCCGCCACACUCGAGCAAGAAAGCGCCAGCGUACUACUCGUGAGACACGUGCUAUGCGUGUUGGUAUGCGUGGAUUUUGACAAGUCAGGUGCAGGACUUGAGGCCUUCACGAGGACGUCAAUGAAGGGGACAUUCACCCGCACUACUCACAGAGCCAGCACCUUUUUAAAGGCACUACACCACUGUAUGAAAACGAUGAUGUAUGUACAGUUAUAUACGUGUAAAAUGAAAAACACUUGUUUGCUGUUGUAGUUGAGACACUGUUCCCGUAAUGCUGGCUAGUUCUCUAGUAUUUACCAUUACAGUCGUUAAAAAAAGGCAAUAAAACGUGGGCAACCGGGAGCUAGCCAGGGAGCUAGCCGGGUAGGCUAAGCCUGCUAGUGCCACUAACUUGACCUCACGUUAGCAUUUUGAGCUAGCAUGGCUCAUGCAUUGCUCACCAAACACGUUUUGAUAAAUGCUUUUAAUAUUGCAUCAGUAUUUUCCAUAAUGCGUCAUGGCUACGUCCAUAAAGCCCUGCUGUCGUUAACUAUUUGUUUGCGUGAUACAAUGCGUACACUUUAGCUUUGUUACAACUUCAGCCAUCAAAACAUAUACCGUUUACUUAAUUCGUGAGCAGCUCGAGGGUUCGAACUUUAUCCAUUUAAAACACGUUAUUUACUAUGCUAAAGAUGUUUCACACAACAUGGCCCGUUGAAGGUACAAAAUUUGACUUAACGUUUUUUUUAUUGUAACAUAACUGUCACUUGAGGUCUUCAACAAUGUGAAAGGUUUGCCAUACAAGUCGUUAUUUUUGGAAGGAGUUUAAUACACUUAAAAAAAUGUUACUCGUUUGGGUUUGCAGCAGGAGCUGUCACGUUUUAUUUUAAUAUUGUAUUUGCCACUCACUCGUGACAUAUUGUAUGUUCUUGCACUUGAAUCAAAUCUGACAAGCAUCUGCAUUUUUUUCUAAACGUGCUGAAAUACAUUAAAAAAAAAAAAAAAAAGCAUUGUAUUUGAUGAAUUGUGUGUAAAAUACUCAUCACUGUCCACUGUACCGAUACCUUGGAUUGUUUUAGCUCAGAGCAUAUCCCACGAAAGUUAUUAAUUUAUGUUGUGUUCUCGCUCAUUACCUUAAAAAUGACUGCUUUUAAAAUAAAUGGUGAGAAUGAAAUUUCUUGUCAAAAC